UUUUGAGCGCAGAGCGCGUCGGCGUAGCGUGUUAACGGAAGACGACGAAUAAGAAAUCCGAAUUGAUCGGGCCAAAAGCUAUUCACUUCACUUCGCAAGGCGAGAUCAAAGUGUAGAGGCGGUAGAACAUCACGUGUGUGCUUUGAGUGUUAGGCGCCUUUUGAAGUGCGGGAAUAAGCCAAUAAUACGAGUAAAUUUGUGAAAAUUGUGCAAAUGAAACAACAAAAAAACGCGUCUCUCAGACGUUUCGUUUCUGCUUCGUUUACUUCGUUUGCGAACGUGUGUGAGUGCCUGCUACCUGUUUGCUGCGGCGCAAGUGUGCGUGUGAUCGAGGGAGAGUGGAAGAGAGAGAGCGUGCAAAGGUACACCGUUUGUGUGUUACCUGCGCCGACGUAGCGGGAGAGUGGCCAAGAGGAGAGAGCCAGAGAGUGAGAGAGCGAGUUGGUGCUGCUUAAGAAGUGUCAAAAAACUAAAGGCGUCGCUUUCGUUUAAAAAAAAGAAACGUUAAGGCAACAGUCUAAAACAGUAAGCCGCCGCGGGGCAAAGAGAAAUUUGUGUGUGUGCUGCAAAUGAUAAUUAAAUAUUACAUGCCAGCAAAAAAGCUGCAAUUUACAGUAGUAAUUGGAUUGCAUGUCCACCGACCCAACAACAACAAAAACAACAACAGAUGCAAGCGCUACACAACUACAAUUACAAAUAAUAAAACUACAACUACAAGUAAAAGGCGAGGGCAGCGAAAGUGAACUUUUGCUUUUGCAAGAGACGAAGAAAGAGCGAGAGAGAGAAAGAGAAAGAGGGGAGGCUCAGGCUUCCGCUCCCUCAAAGCAAUUUACUCACGUGUCUGUCAAACUGUCUCCAGCUCGAAGCUUCAGCAAGAUAAUUACACUGCCAGUGUCUUUGUGUCUGUCCCGUUCGCACGCUCAUGCACAAGCCGUGAAAGCCCCUGCCUGCAACUGUAAAAAAAAGACUGAUCUCAGCGCAGUCAGCGUCAGCGUCAGCGUAGCCGUCGACGUUUUCAUUAAAGUUGUUUAUGCUGCAAUUUUAAAUACAUGCACUCAACCCCCCACCCGCCACAAUGAACAGAUGCUACCACAGCGAUAGCCAUAAAGUCCCCUGCCCGCCGCAGAAACUCCAGAUGAGCAGCUGUCUCCGCUCUCCGGCUGUAUUCAUGCGCCAGAAAUCGUUUCACACGCUCAACGAGCUGACCAAAUUCUGUCAAUUGAAAGUGUCCCCAACAGGGGCACGGGCAGCAGCGGCGGCAACGGCGGUGGCGACAGCAUCAUCAUCAGCAGUGUCGGUGGCUACCCACGGCACAUUGACUCCGCCUGCGUUACAGCAACGACGGCGUCACAGUCAAUAUGCCUUCGAUGACAACAUCCAGUCGCAGUCGCAGUCGUAUCGGGAGAGCGACACUGAAUCUGUUGCGGAACAGGUCAAGCUGCGACCCAAGGAUCGGAGCCAACAACAGAAGGAUAACUAUCCCACAUACUCUCCAGCGCCGUUGCUGUCCACUCGCUGGUCCGAGCAGCUGACGCAGCAUGCAACGGUAGCCAAGAUACGCACCGCCAUCUCCUGCCACACACAGGACCUGAGAGAGAUGGAGUUCCUUCUGCCGCACUCGACACAGUCGCAUUCGCAGUCACAGCUCAGCAUCUCCCGCCACUCCCAGCCGAAGAAUGCCAAGCUGCGGGAUGACCACGAUGACGAGGAUAAUACCGAUUCUGGCGACUUGGAGACGCCACCACUUGCGGCCGGGGAUGAGAAUACGGCGGCCAAUGUGCAACAGCUCGCCGUGCACCGUCAGCCCGUGCAGCUGAGAACGAAAGUAACCGGCAACAUACCACACCCGCGUGCCAGCAAAAUGUCCAAGAAGCAACAGAAACUGGCCCAAGCCCAGUUCGAAAAGCUGACCCAGAGCAAUCUUCAUCUACAUGCUCUGUUCUCGGCCGUGGAGCAUGGACAUCUGGACAAGGCACGCACCAUACUGGAGUCCACCGAUGUGGAUGUAAAUAGCAUUAAUAAUGAUGGUCUCUCCGCUCUGGAUCUGGCCGUUCUGAGCAACAAUCGCUCCAUGACCAAGAUGCUGCUGCAACAUGGCGCCAUGGAGAGCUCUCAGUUUUCAGCGGAGAACAUCGGCAGCAAGCUGAAUGGCCUGCUGCAGGACGCCGAGUCGCGCAUUCACGAUCUAAGCGGACCGGAGGGCCUCUGUGCGCCCAUUUUCGCUUCGCGGCCCUCCAUCUCGAGCAUCAUAAUUGGCAACUCGAGUGCCUCCGUGACUGGCUGCACGGGCAGCGAGGUGGAGAAACAGAUCGGCAUUUGGGAGCGACGCGUCAAGGGUCUGCGACGACUGCUGCUGGGCUGGGACCAGGCCAGGCCGCCAGAUGCACCCGCCUCGGUGGUCGUAGAUGUCACCGGCGACAAUUCCAUCAGCGUACAAAUCUUGGAGCCCUUCGAGGGUGCCAUUGGCACGAAAUUCAAAGUUCAAUGGUCGACCCGCGCUGACUUCAACAAUGUGGUGGGCGAGAGCGAGCUGCUGGAGUGGGUGAGCUUCCAUGGCACAAUGGGCGCCCAGUGUCACAUAUCCGGCCUCACCCAGGGGCGUCGAUACUUCCUGCGCGCCUCCUGCGGCAAUGUCAAGGGUUGGGGUGCCUAUCGCAGCUCAGUUCCUGCCAGCGUGGUGCCAUCCACCUGGCGGGACUUGGACAAUCGCGAGGACCGAUUUGUGGGUCGCCAUCGUAUUCUGGACAACCUAUUUACGGCCGUGCGUUUGGCCCGACCCGCCGAUGUCUCCGAACUCACGCUGGAUCCUGCGGGCGGACAGCGACGCAAUCCCAAGAAGAAGACGACCAUCAAGCAGCUCUUUUCGGUGGCCUCCAAGUUCCAAAAGACACUCAGAAGGGGCAUCUACUUCUCGUGCAUCGUCCACUGCGACGACAAGGUGCUGGUGACCAGCGAGGACUUUCCGCCCGUCAUCGAGAUCGACGAAUCGUAUCCGAGUGCCCUGCACAUGGACUACUACUGGCUGAUGAAGGUGGCCUGCACCUGGGACGAUGUCAAGUCGCUUCGCUCCGACAUGGAGCGCAAUCUCACGUCCGCCGUUCACUUCCGCACAAAGCUUUUGUCGGCCGUCUGCCAGAUGCAAUCGGCGCUGGGCUUCACGGAUCUCGGCCAGCUGUACUACAAGCCGCUGCGGGACUCGCAGGGCACCGUCGUCCUCACCUGCGUGCAGUCGGUGAAGAGCCAGAAGGCCGUCUCCAUACUCAACUCCCGCUGGCUGCCGGUCAGCAAGUUGCAGAAGAAACUCGGGGCCCUGCACGAGGACUACAACAUCAACGAGCUGCUCAUCUCAUCGAUUGGCGAGCAGAUGCACUACCAGCAGGCGGCACUGCAGCGCCUUGAGCCGGGCCUCUAUCUGGGCUACCUGAAGAUGCAGUGCUCCAUGGACCAGAUCCAGGUGGUGGUGCCCGUGAAGACGCCCAAUGUGCUGCCCCACUGCAAGGUGCGCGAGAACAGCCACAUCACGGCCGAGGAGUGGCAGGUGCUGCAUCGCAGCGGCGAUCCUUUACGCCUUCCAUUGGAAUUCAGUUCGCCCGGGGGCGAGCGUUCGGGCACCACGGAGGUGCAGCGGCUCUUCCUGUACGAUCUCACCAGUGCGAUGCACAAGCUGUUCGCUGGGAUGAACAUCAAGGCCUCGGAGGCCACCACCCACCGCCUCUACGACGUGGAGGUGAUCGAGCACAGUCACGACAUCAGUUUCCUGGUUGUCUGCCCCUCGGCGGAGUCAUCGUGCGCGGUGCCCGGACAGUCGGAGCUGCUGCUGCAGCGUGACGAUCUGGCCAGCCUGAGCAUCCAGGCCUUCGAGAUGAUCCAUCUGCGCACAUACCAGCCGGCCAUUAUACAGAAAUAUGCGCGACUCUCCUGCAUCCUGGAGCUGGACACAGCCCUGGCCACGCACUCGCUGCGCGAGGCCUUCUCCAGCAGCGAACUGCAGGCGGCCAAGGAGCGACUGGCCACGCUGCAGGAGCUCAGCUCCAGCCUGACGCUGGUGUGGAAGAGCGUGCGCUGGCUGAUGGAUGUGGUGGCCUAUGCGCGCAACAAGAGUGCCCAGCCAUCGCUGGCCAUGCGGGAGAUUCUCGACUUUGCGCAGCUGCGGCAGGAUGAGCUGUCCGCGACCGGUUGCCAGUCCAAGCAGCUGCUGCAGCUGCCCGUACGCGAGAGUAAGUUCAACAAGACAGGCACUGGGCGUGGCAGCUGGCCGGGCCCCGGCACCAACGAGGAUCAGUCGCAGGGCAAGCCGGAGCACUCGAAGUCGGAGCAGAAUCUGGGCCUAACUGCCACCACACCAGGGGAGGCCACAACAUCCAAUCAGCAGCAGCAGUCACAAAUGCAACAACAGCAGCAGCAGCAACAGCAACUGCUGCAAGUGUCCACCAGUGAGUACGCGGCAUCCACAUGCUCGGAGGUGUCGCUGCGCAAGAACAGCGGCGACUCCAUGAGCUCCACCUACACGACGCGCAGCUUCUACUCUGCCGUGGACUCCAUUUCGGAUGGGAACAGCAACAGCAGCGUCUUUGCCCUGCCCCCGUCACGCUCCGAUGACACUUUGGCGGAUGCUUUGCGCCACUCGCAGGCGGUGGCGGCCCAGCGGAAGCGCACCAGCUCCAACAUCGCCCAUCACACCACGCCGCUCAUCACGGUGCAUAGUUCCAGCUCGGCUCCGUAUCUGGCCGGAUCGAGUGUGUCGCUGAGGAGCGGCAGCGGCGCCUUUGCCACGGAUCUGGAGCACAAGCCGCUGAAGCCGGCAACGAAGGCGGCAUCCAGUGCCAAUUUGCGCGAGGGUGGACCCUACCUCAAGAGCACCCUAGCCGAGCUGCGGGCUGUGGGUGGCGAGGAGCCGGUGGCCAGCACCUCGAAGGCAUCCUCCACGAAGAGCCUGUCUCGCCAGAGCAGCGAAGAGGACUCGGCCAGCUGCUCCAGCCUGAACACGGAGCAGGUGUCGGGCAUCAUUCAGGUGUACACCGCCUACAAUACCGGACUGGCGAGUGGCACCAGCCUCAAGCUCCACGUAACCCCAAAGACAACCGCCCGCGAGGUCAUCAAUCUGGUGGUCAAGCAGCUCAACAUGGCCGUGGUGCUGAAAGGCAACAAUGGGCCCAUCUACAGUGCCGAUAUGCUGGAGAACUUUUGCCUGGUGGCGGUGAUCGGCGCACGAGAGCGUUGCCUGCGAGAUGACUUCAAGCCGCUGCAGCUGCAGAAUCCCUGGAAGAAGGGACGCCUCUAUGUGCGCAAGAAGCACGAGCUGCUGGCCGCCAUCGAGCACUCCAACCGCAAGUCGCAUUUGAUUUGAGCAAUCGAAGAGAUGAUACAGGAAUCGAAAUAGAAGAAAUAAAUCCGAUCCGACUAUUGUACAUUUGUUUGUGUGUUUGGUUCCACCCGUUCCACAUACCCGCACUCAUCUCACAUCAGCAACGUAUCGCAACGCACCGCUCCACGACACUGAUCGUCGACCAAUUCCCAAAUUAGACUGAAUUACUUAUGUAUGCCCCCCAAACAGAAUGGCAAAAUGAAUGGUAUUAUUAUAUUUUGAAUAGUUUAGCGUUCUACAUAAGACCCACCACCCACACACACAUAUACUAACUAUACUUAAUCCAUUCAAACUACAGAUUGUUGUUAGUUGUUAUAGAUUAAAAGAAAAAAGGAAGAGAAGGGAGAGAGCGAAGAAAAGGUUACACCAAUAUCCAAUUGAGCAUAAAACAUAUAGAUAUGAUUAUGUAGGAGAGUAUUACAUAUGUAUGAGUGGCAUCAAUGUAUUUUAUUGUAUGUAUUUUGGUAGAUUAGUAAACAAAAUGUUUUGAUUGUAUUUUUGUGACAUUUUUAAGGGGCGCACACAAAAUCGAAAGCCCUGCGAGGGAUGUCAAUAUGCAUUUUAAGUGUCUCUCUUGAUGUCUCUCUUGUGCGGUGUGUGUUCCCUGACAAUUGCAAUUCCAUUGGCUUAAUGUUUAAACAAAAUGUAUUAGUAUGUAAUCGGUAUCACAACAAAACAAAACAAAAACUGCAAAUAUUUUUUAAAAAUAUAUUGGCACAACUCGAUGUUGAACAAAAAAAGAAAUCUAGGAAACUUUUAAUUGAAAUUCUAAAGAAUGUGUUUAGUAAAUGUUUAGCUACACGAUGUCCAGACCCACAUAGAUCCUUUCUCUUACAUAUUCUAGUAGUGCUACCAGUAGUGGUAAUCCUCCUCCACACUUUUCCCCCCACUUGCAAAUCGUUCUAUUCAAUUUUCUAUCUACUCGUAUCUCAAUGUGCAGAACAGUAUGUGUGUCUAUAACUAUUCCUAAAGUAAACAAAAAUCCAUAUGGGAAAUCUUACAAUACGAAAUACGAAUACCUUAAGUAAACUAGUGGAAAUUCUUCAGAUAUACAUAUGUACUCUACGUAUUGUUGUGAACCAUAGACAAAGAAUCCGUUUCAUUGUCAAGCUCAUGUUCCCCCCAGUAGAUCACUUUUGUUUGCGACAGCUGUUCGAAUUUAAAUCGAAGGCAGAUGAUAACGAUGGAAUAUACAUUUUGAAUCUUAUGAGAAACUAGACAGUAUCACACUUACUUUAAAUGAAUGUGCAACACACAGCCACACACGAGUCCACAACAGAUAUCGAACUAUUUAAGAUGUCUUCGACCAACAAACGAUUUUUGUACAUUUUUUCUCUUGAUUUUUGACGAGAAAAGAAACAGAAGUGCAGAUUUUGAUACAUUUUUACUAUGGUUUACAAGUGUCCUAGUCGCAGCAACGAAACGAAUGAACCACAUAACGGCCAUGCCCAUGCCCCACUCCCAUUUGCGUUCAUGCAACAGCAGCAGCAUCAGCCCGGUUUCAAAUUUGCAUUACCGACAGCCAAUUGCCACAAUUCAAAUGGUUCCCUCCCCUGGCCCGAUGCCCGGGAAAUGGUCGAGCAGACAACGAAACGAAUGCAAAGCGAAGGCUAAACAAAUUCCAAAUUGAAUGACCAGUUUUUCUGUUUCUGUUUUUUAUUAACUUGGAAUCGGAAUGCCAAUUAAACAAUUUCAAUUGUACUACGAUACAGCGUCCGUCCUCCCUGAGCAAGAGCGUUUGAUUUAACGAAUGUAUUGGAUGCGAAAUGUAUACAGAGUAUUAUUAUCAUUUUUAUUAUGAAUUGCAAUCAAGUGAGAUAGAUUAGUUUUUACGAUGCAAUCUAAUUGUACGAGUAGCUAAUGAGCGGGAAUAUGCAUAACCAUUGUACGGAUAAAGGAAACACCAAGCAAAAUAAAACAAAACACACAAAAAAAGACACACCUGUAAUUAGAUACAUAUGUCCGUAUGAUUGUCAUAGAGGAAGAUGAACCUUAUCAAGUGUAACUCGAACCCAAUUCCAGUACUAAAACAUCCAUUAUCGAUUCCGUGUGUGUAUUAUUGGUGUGUGUUAACUGCUGUAGUAUAUAUUGUAUUGUAUUAUUAUGAUUAUCAAAUGAACAAAUGAACAACAUACUCGUAAUAGAUAAUGUUGAAACAAUGUAAGUGGCGGAAGGAGUCGUCGCGUGUACGAGUAUUGUAGAUUGGAAGUGUAGUCAAACUAAGAAUAAUGUGAGUACCGAAGCAUUCAAAGAAUAUUCAAUUAAAUUAAUAAAGACUCAACAAUUGUUAUGGUGUAA
This is a messenger RNA of Drosophila subobscura, 7663 nucleotides long. RefSeq lists its product as uncharacterized. Gene Ontology annotation, cellular component: spindle. The record is from RefSeq and is a predicted model, not a curated record. NCBI's taxonomy places the organism in Eukaryota, Metazoa, Arthropoda, Insecta, Diptera, Drosophilidae. The coding region runs from base 1076 to 5347 and encodes 1423 amino acids. Gene Ontology annotation, biological process: establishment of mitotic spindle orientation; regulation of establishment of bipolar cell polarity; signal transduction. The transcript is spliced from 10 exons. Gene Ontology annotation, molecular function: protein binding.